Plasmopara halstedii is the source of this 894-nucleotide messenger RNA. RefSeq lists its product as uncharacterized. The record is from RefSeq and is a predicted model, not a curated record. The coding region runs from base 1 to 894 and encodes 297 amino acids. The transcript is spliced from 2 exons. Lineage: Eukaryota; Oomycota; Peronosporomycetes; Peronosporales; Peronosporaceae.
AUGGAAGUAACGCGUAAAUUGGAGCAGGCAGCUACAUUUUGUUUAAAAUUGUGGUUUCGACGGUGGACAAAGGAAUAUGCUGUUGCUAGGAGACAUUUUCAUCAUCAUCUGUGUUCAAGUGUAAUCUUAUCGUGGUGGAAGGCUACCAUUAAUUCGAAGCAAGAAAAAGUUGUGAUCAGUGCACGGCAAACGACCGACAAUCCUUUAUACUAUCAUCCUCAACAUCAGCUUUAUGCGAUUAAAGCAAAACGAAUUGACUGCUUAGCUAAACGGAAAAACAAUGUUUUGGGAAAGCAAGGAAAAAAAGUGGUUGGCAAAGCUUCUUCAUUGGAGUCAAUGCGAAAGAUGCGUCGGAUGCUGGAUCCUAUGAAUCACGUGAGCUAUACAAAAGCUCGUCAGACAAGUGACGCGGAUACAAUGCGAAACGAGAAUUGCAAGCAAUUGGCGAGCAAAUUGAGUGCAAAAGCCGCUUCAGGUCCUUCUGUCAAUUCAAGAAUUUGUCGAGGUGUUGAAAAUGGGCUUGAAGGCGGCAAGCGCAUACAUCACGCGAUGAUUGUAACUUGCAGAUCUUAUCCUAAUAUUUCAAAGGCUAGUUAUAGCGAAGUGCAGCAAGAACAGAUGUCACCUUUGCUCGCAGCCACUAAUCAAGUGGAUUGCGAUACUAAUAAUGUCAAAAUUGCUAAAAGUCUCAAGAGGUCUCAGUGUGUAUUACCAUUUUCACCUGAUCUUGAGGAAAAACAAGCGAAUGUGUCAUGCAUCGAAAACGAUUUACCUCUCUUUGACAGCGACGUAUUAGAUGUCAAAGCUCGCACCAAUGAGACGAAACGUAACGCUAUUGCCAGAGGAUUUAAUUCGGUUGCUGAUUCUGAACAAAGGGACAUUCUUGUGCAUUAA